Pimephales promelas (fathead minnow) is the source of this 3165-nucleotide messenger RNA. Its product is annotated as dopamine receptor D1.S. Gene Ontology annotation, molecular function: G protein-coupled receptor activity. NCBI's taxonomy places the organism in Eukaryota, Metazoa, Chordata, Actinopteri, Cypriniformes, Leuciscidae. Gene Ontology annotation, cellular component: plasma membrane. The record is from RefSeq and is a predicted model, not a curated record. Gene Ontology annotation, biological process: adenylate cyclase-activating adrenergic receptor signaling pathway; positive regulation of MAPK cascade.
CGCAGAUUUCCCAACUUUCCAACAUGGGACAGAGCUGGAUAUCGGACUGGUCAUUCCUAACCAAUAUCCUAAAACAAGGUAACUGGCCAUUAUGAAGAGCUUUGGUGAGAUGCAAUAUUAACAGACAUGUUCAUAGAGAUGGAGAACGGUACAAACCACACGCAGGACCGCGCGCACGGAGCGCAGGAGCAAGAGGAUGGAGACGGGCAGAACAGCGUGCGAGCUCUGCUGGGUUUCGUGCUCUUCCUCCUUAUUAUCUCCACACUACUUGGCAACACGCUUGUGUGCGCCGCCGUGGUCAAAUUCAGGCACCUGCGCUCCAAAGUAACAAACUUUUUCGUUAUUUCUCUGGCUGUUUCGGAUCUCUUCGUGGCCGUUCUGGUGAUGCCGUGGGAGGCUAUAUCCGCGGUGGCGGGCACGUGGCUAUUCGGCCGGUUUUGUGGCAUUUGGAUAGCCUUUGACAUCAUGUGCUCUACCGCGUCCAUCCUCAACCUGUGCAUCAUCAGCGUGGACCGCUACUGGGCCAUCGCGAGCCCGUUCCGAUACGAGCGCAAGAUGACCCACCGGGUGGCUUUCAUGAUGAUCGGGGUGGCGUGGACCUUGUCCAUCCUCAUCUCCUUCAUCCCGGUUCAGCUCAACUGGCACAUGGCUGACGAAGGUGAGGAUGGCACAGCGGGUAAUGGCACCGACUACAGCGACAACUGCAAAGCCAACCUAAACCGGACAUAUGCCAUCUCGUCUUCGCUGAUAAGUUUCUACAUCCCCGUAAUCAUCAUGAUCGCCACGUACACGAGGAUAUUCCGUAUUGCGCAGACACAGAUCCGCAGAAUAUCCUCUUUGGAGAGGGCAGUGGAGCACGCGCAAAACCACCAUCAUUCCAACGACUGUUCUAACGAGAACUCGCUGAAAACCACCUUCAAGAAAGAGACCAAAGUUUUAAAAACACUCUCGAUCAUUAUGGGGGUUUUUGUGUUCUGCUGGCUGCCGUUUUUCGUACUCAACUGCAUGGUACCCUUCUGCCAAUGCGUGAGUGACACUACCUUCACCAUCUUCGUGUGGUUUGGAUGGGCCAAUUCCUCCCUCAAUCCCGUCAUCUACGCGUUCAACGCGGACUUCAGGAAGGCGUUCUCCUCGAUUUUGGGUUGCAAUAAAAUUUUCCCCAGCACAAACGUUGAGACGGCGAAUUUUAGUAACGAGCUGGUGUCCUAUCACCACGACACGACACUUCAGAAGGAAGCGCAGCCACUGGCCAUCCAGAUGCCGAACCCUCGAGAGGAGCCGAGUCUCCCGUUCGAUAAGGAUUCGGUUACAUCGAACGUGUCCCGGAAUCACAAAAACAUGCACUUGCCCAAUAUCGGACAGUUUGAGUGCGACGGUGAGAUUUCCCUGGACACUAUCACACCAUUCACCUCCACGGGACUCAUGGAAUGCGAGGGAAUCCCAGGUCAAAUAAUCAGGGAAUGACUCGUUUUCGAAUGGCGAGUUUUGGGGGGUAGCCUAGCCAAGGAUUUAUUUAUUUAUUUUUUUUGCCGAGCCAAAUAAAGCCAAAACAAACUGUUGGGGUCUUGCAAAGUAUGCUACACUGAACGAGUUUCAUUCUACAUGCUUUUCAAACAACUUAAAGUAACCAAAAAGUAGCCUAGGCUAUGUCUCAUUUUCGCCUGCCACAAAGGACGUUUGCUCGAGUAGCCUAUAGCCUAUAGCUAUAGCCUUCUGUUUAUCACUUCAUAACAUUUUUUUUUACAAACAUAAAAGAAAUUUGCAGACUGAAAAAUUUAAGCGAGACUCAGACCACACUAGCCCAAGACAUAGGCCUAGCAUAUAGUUAUAAAUUACUAAAGUGAAAGUCCCAUGAAAUUUAGCAUAUUCAUAAGCACGCUGAAGCGAUUUCAUUCAAUCUUUGAUUAAGUUUGGAGUGGGUCACAUGACCCUUAUUGACCUUAGUGGCUUUCUUGAAAGAAAACACAGAUUUAUGUUUAUUUUAAGCAUAAUUAGCCUAAAUAACUUAAUCUGAUUAAGCACAAAUGUUUUUGUUCAUUUUCCAUGUACAUAUACAGUAAAAUAUGAAUUUCAAUAUAACUAAUUGUAUGUUGUGUUAUAUUAGAUGUGUUUUAAUGUGAGAAAUUCGAAUUUGCUGGCAACUUUUGCCGAUUAGCUAUAAUCAUUGAGCACAUUUAGCACACCCCCACUGCUUUUUACACAAUAGUCUCAUAUAUUCUAUAUUUGUCAUAUCCACCUCCAUCACAGCUCUGCACAUAUUGGCAUUCUCUCGGCUAACUUCAUGAGGUGCCACCUGGACUGCUUUUAAUAGCCUCCUGAAUUGAGAUCCAUGAUGGAGACUUCUUGUUUACUUUCCCUUCACUCCCCGGUCCUUAAUUGUCUCUAUAAAAUUAUUUCAAGCAUUAGAAAGCAUGAGAAACAUUAAUUUGGUCCAAUGUUUUAUCCUCUGUAAGGUUAAUGAUCACACACAGAUCUUAAAACACAUUGAUCUGAAAUUACCAACACCUUUCACAGUUGACAUUAUAAGUAAGGUAACUGAUUCUGACCUUAAAUGUGCAUAACACACCUUUGCAUGUUUUUUUUUCCCAUUAAAUAUCAUUUUAAUCACUUGCAAUCAUUUGUUUUCAUUAAGUGCAUUUAGAUAAUUUAGCAAUAUAGUUUGAGGUCAUGUAAUAAGAUCUUUUUUUUAUUGGUUGAAUCUGAUUGUUAACAGGACAACCAGGUCAUUCCAUCAAGAGGUAGAAUGAUUUAUGUCUCAUCUCCUCCCUGUUUCUAACCUACUUCGUGCUAGAUUGAAUUAUGUGAUGAAUAGGCAUGGUUUCUCAUGGUAAAAUGCAGAAUACCACAAACAGGAAUCUGGGCAUUAAGACAAUGGCAAUGGAAAUCUCAUAGUUCCUGUUCUAAAACUGAUCAUGUUGUAUGAACAUUGCAAAUAUUCAUGGGGUUAUAUUUUUUGCAGAGUUGAUCUAUUCAGCACAGCCUUCUUGAUCAAGCAAGGAGAGUGUGAUCAUCAAAUGUAUAGGCAGCUGAGAAAUAAAAUAAAAAUAAUAUCAGCAUAAAUUAUAUAAUAUUUCAUCUAUAGUGAUCAAUAUUUAUUUAGGCCACUGUCUGUCUCUUUUAUUAUCAGUAUGGUCAAUCACAUGUUUUAUUAUAUCAUUUUUUGUU